Messenger RNA from Betta splendens (Siamese fighting fish), 2086 nucleotides. RefSeq names its product cyclin-dependent kinase inhibitor 1Cb (gene cdkn1cb). Bases 288 to 959 code for a protein of 223 amino acids. The record is from RefSeq and is a predicted model, not a curated record. Gene Ontology annotation, molecular function: cyclin-dependent protein serine/threonine kinase inhibitor activity. NCBI's taxonomy places the organism in Eukaryota, Metazoa, Chordata, Actinopteri, Anabantiformes, Osphronemidae. The transcript has 2 exons. Gene Ontology annotation, biological process: regulation of cell cycle. Gene Ontology annotation, cellular component: nucleus.
CGUGUGUGUGUGUGUGUCGGGAGGGUUGGACCUCAGGCGACCAAUGAGAGCGUCUUCUGAGGUGCCUGGCGUGACAGGCGACUUGUUGUGAGCUUAUAUACUCCGCGUAUCUCCACAAAGGUGGAUUUAAAGCGAACUGUGUGGAGGAGAGCGCGAGACGGGAGUGAGAGACAGACACGCGCACGCACAACAACAUUUAAAGUUCUCCCGUCGCGGAUCAAUCACUGACACGCGGGCGUCUCUUUUUUUGUGCUUUUGAGUGAUUCUCGGAAAACGAGCCCGUGGAGAUGUCCAACGUCCAGUUAUCGUGCAGCGCGCUGGAGAGGCUCGUGGCCAGGAGGACCUUUCCACUCCACAGACGCACCGGCGUCUGUCGCAACCUCUUCGGACCCGUGGAUCACGACGAGCUGAACCAGGAGAUGAAAAGCAAGAUGCGGGAGAUAUCCGAGCGAGACCAGCAGAGGUGGAACUUUAAUUUCGAGACCAACACCCCGCUGAAUGGAGAUUAUGAGUGGGAAGAGGUUCCCGUGGAUAAGACCCCAGUGUUUUAUCGGGACUCUGUACAGAACGGCAGGACCCGGGUGCCUGCGACUCCCACGAAGCAGAAGCCAGACACGGAGUCGGUUUUGCCGGAUACCCCUCGCAUGGAUGUACUGGAGCGCUUGGCUGCGCCCGAGAGCAGCGGCAGCGGCACCGGCACCGGCACCGGCAGCCCGUCUCCGGCGGAGGUCAACCAGGAGAACCGCACAGACAAGCUCAACUCAGGGAGACGGACCCAGCGACAGGUCCCGUGCGCUCGACAGAAGAGGACGACGUCCACUGACAACAACACGCACAUCACAGACUUCUUCGUGAAACGAAAGAGGCCUGCCGACAGAAAGCCUAAUGACGUGGGAGCCUGCCACCUCUCCAAGUCCCCAAUCCCCGUGGAACAAACCCCACGCAAGAGAAUCCGUUGAAGGUAAACAGCUUUAUUCUAGUUUAUAAACAUUAUAAUACUUAGGAUUUAAUAACAUGGCAAAAACAGUCGUCCCGUUUUGAAAACUGGUUUAACAUUUAAAUAUUUAGCAUCUAUUUACUGCAUCUGUGUGUUUUCCUCUUACGUUGGUUUUGUGCGUUCGUAGUCGGCGCAGUCAGGCUCAUGUGAGACGCGGUGGGGAGUUUGUGGUGGCGCAAUCGUGGUAGUAGUAAUAGUAGUAGCUGUAGUAACGCUGCUGGUUGGGGGAGGGGGAUGUGCGUCACCGUGUGGCGGGAAAGCGCUCGGUGACGCCCGCCGCAGAGGUUACGUCUCCUGUUUCCUCAGAAAGCUGACUCGCGUCCUUCUUCCAAAACGUCCGUUCCUCUUUAACUCACCGCGUCUCUUUUUUUUCCCCUCCGCAGAUUCUUUUUUUUUUUUUUUGCACUAUUUAAUUACUGCGCAUUUUCGGGGGAUCACGGGAGCAAACGUUGGCUCUCCCCGUCCCCUGCGCCGGAGCGGGAGACGCACCGGGAGCGGAGGAGGGAGCCCCACCGAGCGGCCGCCUUGCGUCGGUGCGCCGCGGCGGAGCGCAGCCUGGACGCCGCCGCGGACUCUCAGGUUCAGGCCUGGUUCUUAGGGAGCGGCCGAGGGAAUGACUUCUAUCCAGUACAAUGUAGCAUCCAUUGUUGCUUUGCAUACAGCCACUCGACAGUGUUAAAUGUUUUAACAUCUGUGCAAUCCUAAAUUACUUAAAGAAUUGUCUACACUGGCCAAAAGUGUACAGCUUUAUAUAGACAAUAGCCUAUAAAUGUUUAUUUCUGUUCAUUUCUUAUUUGUUUCUGUAAAUGUAUAUUUUAAGACUAUUCUAACUUAUAAUUUAUUUAUGUUUUUUAUUUGUUGAAUGCCUUGUUGGUUUAGCAAAAGGCCUUUUUUAUUUUAUUAUUUACAUUUUUAUUGUGAUGUUUUGCAAUCAUGUAGCUUCUCCUUCUUAGUCCACACUUGAAAAUAGUGUUUGCGUCUGUGUGUUUUUUUUUUCCUGAGCCGUUUUUCUUUGUGGUUUCAUAAGUGCCCUGAUUGUGUCUUGCAAAAAGAUUAGAAUAAAAUAUUUUUCACUUCAACCGUAUGAAA